Nelumbo nucifera (sacred lotus) is the source of this 1089-nucleotide messenger RNA. The record is from RefSeq and is a predicted model, not a curated record. NCBI's taxonomy places the organism in Eukaryota, Viridiplantae, Streptophyta, Magnoliopsida, Proteales, Nelumbonaceae.
AUGACUGCCAAAUUUCAUGCCUUCCUUCAGAAUGGUACUUGGGAACUGGUUCCCUAUGAUGCUUCUAUGAAUGUGGUUGGCUCCAAGUGGGUUUUUAAAAUCAAACGGCACCUUGACGGUUCCAUUGAUCGCUACAAAGCCCGUCUUGUUUCACAAGGCUUCACUCAAGUUCCAGGUGUUGACUUCACUAAGACUUUCAGUCCUGUAGUCAAACCUGCUACUGUGUGCACUAUUCUUGCUCUUGUAGUUUCUUGUGGUUGGGACAUUUGGCAGUUGGAUGUUCAUAAUACCUUUCUUAAUGGCUUCAUUGCCGAAACUAUUUUUGUGCAUCAACCGAAAGGCUUUGAGGACAACAAUUAUCUCCAUCAUUGUAAACCCUCUUUGUUCAUUUACAGUCGAGAAAAAAUUACCAUUUACGUUCAUGUUUAUGUUGAUGAUAUUCUUAUUACUGGAUCCUCCUCUGCUCAUGUUUCUCAUCUUAUCAGCAAUUUAUCUCAGACCUUUGAUUUGAAAGACUUGGGGCCGUUGCACUACUUCCUUGGUAUUGAAUUUCAUCGUGAUGCAUUUGAAUUGAUCCUUUCUCAGCGUAAGUAUAUUUUGGAUCAUCUAUUGAAGAUUAACCUUGCUGCGGCCAAACCUGUUUCUAGUUCAAUGGCCACCUCAUUCCAACUCUCUCGAUUUACUAGGGAACCUCUAUCUGAUUCCACUCAGUACCGAAGCAUUGUAGGUGCUCUUCAGUACGUCACUUUGGCAAGACCUGAUGUUGCCUUUGCAGUGAAUAAAGUUUGUCAGUUUUUACAAUCUCCUACUGAUGAACACUGGGGUGCAGUAAAGAGGAAUCUAAGGUAUCUCAAAGGAACCAUUGACUCUGGUUUGAUUUUCUCGGCACACUCGUCGGACACGUUGAUAGCAUACUUCGAUGCUGAUUGGGCUAGUUUCCCCAAUGACAGACGUUCUACUGGCGGAUAUGGUAUUUUUCUUGGUUCUCAUUUGACUUUGUGGAGAGCUAAGAAGCAACCUACAAUAGCUUGGUCUAGCAUAGAGGAUGAAUUCAGAGCUCUAGCUAAUACCACCACCGAACUCUUGUGA